This is a messenger RNA of Pocillopora meandrina, 1162 nucleotides long. Lineage: Eukaryota; Metazoa; Cnidaria; Anthozoa; Scleractinia; Pocilloporidae. The record is from the annotation of a GenBank genome assembly.
AUGAUGCUUCGAGGACACACCUUCAGGACAAUGAGAUCAUCGAUUGCAUUUGAAUGCCAUCAGGCAUGUUACAAUGAUUUCAGAUGUCACAGCUUCAACUACGUCAUUUCAGAGGAAGUAUGUGAACUAAACAACCGGACUAAGGAAGCCAGACCAGAGAACUUCGUGCCAAAUUUUGAGAGAUAUUAUGUUAGGAGUAAUAAGAAAAGAGGUGAGAUUGAACGAGAAGUAGCCUUAGUGCUGGUGUUCAUUGAAGGAAUUUGAACCUGAUACAACUAUUCUCUGUCUUCAGUUCCUCUUGGCUCCGUUCCUGAAUUUCCAGCGGAAACGUGUAAAGAGAUAAAAGCAAGCGAAGAGGGGAAAGCGACCAGUGGCAGUUAUUGGCUUGAUUCCAUUAUAAAGGGAAAAACACUUCUUGUUCCUUGCGAUAUGGAAACAGCGGGUAAGAAAACUCGAUUGCUGGUAUUUGUUGACAUCAGUGUAAUAAAACUUGAUAAAGCACUUUAUUAUUUUGGUAAAGUAGAUCCAUGUCAAGUUGUUUUAUCCUACAACAUUUGAUCCCUUUCAAUGAGAUCCUAAUCCCAACUACCAAAAAUGGGAGAAACAUCAUCAAAAAUCUUCCAUUCCUUGUUUUCGCUUAAAUUUACUUAUUUGAUUAAUUAUUUAUCCGCUUAUUAAUUUGUCUAUGUGCUGGAAGUUUUUGAUAUUUCAUCUUAAAAUAUGAUAAAUAUAGUAGAGUAGCUAUUUUGCACGAUUAUGUUAUUUACCAGGAGCCCAUUAAGUAAUGGGCUCCUGUAUUUACCCAAAAGUAACGGUCUAAAAUUUCCAGGAACCUUUUACCCCACCUUAUUGUUUUUAUGUGGGCAACCUUUGAUUUCAGUGGUUAGGAAAUACUUCAGACUCAUGAGAGUACACCGUGAAAACGAGGUUUGGGGGUGAGAGUGGAUAUUCUGACGUAAACAUGCACAGGGCCUAUUAUCAAUUAGUUUCAAAUUUGUAAAGUAUAUCCAAUUAUUUGUUGCUAGAUGCUGAUGAAUGCAAAGCCUCGUUACCUGUCUGUAACACGAAUGCCAUUUGCCAGAAUACCCUUGAUUCGUAUAUUUGUGCUUGUAAACCUGGAGUUAUUGCAGAUGGGAGAACUUGCACUGGUAAGAGGGUUAAC